AUGGGUGUUAAAUCUGCUACAGCUGCAUGGGCUGGCAUAGCAGCAACUCUUCUUACAAAUGGAUCUACGCUGCACGGCUUAUUUAAACUUCCUGUCCCAAUACUGAAUAACAGCUCAUGUAAUGUGACUCCUAACUCUAUUCAGGGACAAUUUUUAAGGCAAGUUAGUUUGUUUAUGCUUGACGAGACAUCCAUGAUUCCCAAACAUGCUUUAAAUGCAAUCGAUCGGUUGUUAAAAGAUGUUUGCAACAACAACUUUCCGUUUGGUGGAAAAGCCAUUCUUUUUGGUGGUGACUUGAGGCAAACUUUGCCUGUUGUGAAAAGAGGACGACCAGCUGAAGUUGUAGAAUCAUGUAUAAAAUGUUCUUUACAGUGGCAAUGGGUGCAGAAGUUUACAUUAACUGAAAAUAUGAGAGUACGUGAUGGAGGAGAAUUUUCCGAAUGGCUGUUAAAACUUGGUAGUGGAACAAUACCUGUCAAGGAGGAAGAUCUUUUUAAAGAAUGUAUUGAAAUACCGCAACAGUGCAUUAUUAGAGAGAACGAGUCAAUUGUUGAAAAAAUAUUUGGAGAUGCUCAACAAGAUUAUUAUGCUAAACGUGUCAUUUUCACACCCACUAAUGUGGAUUCAUUGUCAACCAAUGAAGAAGUGCUUGAACGUCUAAGUGGAGAGGUCAAAACUUAUUUAAGUGCUGAUCAAAUAUAG
Hydra vulgaris (swiftwater hydra) is the source of this 702-nucleotide messenger RNA. RefSeq lists its product as uncharacterized. Gene Ontology annotation, biological process: DNA repair; telomere maintenance. The record is from RefSeq and is a predicted model, not a curated record. Lineage: Eukaryota; Metazoa; Cnidaria; Hydrozoa; Anthoathecata; Hydridae. Gene Ontology annotation, molecular function: DNA helicase activity.